Molecule: messenger RNA, 4395 nt
Organism: Mobula hypostoma (lesser devil ray)
Lineage: Eukaryota; Metazoa; Chordata; Chondrichthyes; Myliobatiformes; Myliobatidae
Gene: mgat4c
Product: mgat4 family member C
Exons: 7
Coding region: 335-1873 (512 amino acids)
Biological process (GO): protein N-linked glycosylation
Molecular function (GO): acetylglucosaminyltransferase activity
Source: RefSeq, a predicted model, not a curated record
GCCACCUCAUUGUCUGCAAUUCGGAAUAGCACACGGAAAAUACUGGAGGAUCUCAGCAGAUAUUACAAGGAACAGCCAAUGCAGAAUUUCUAUUACUUGUCCUAAAAGCAGCGGAAUAAUUAAAAAGAAGAAGAUAUUACUAAAAGUCUGUUUGAUGUGGGAUGCGGGGGUCCCCGUCCAAGCCAGCACUUAAUGUCCAUCACUAAUAUUCCCUGACCAAUGAGGCAGUUAAGAGUCGAGCUCAGUGGUGAGUCUGGAGUCACGUAUAGGCCAGACCAGGUCUGGCAUCCUCUUUAAAACUGCAGCUGAGUCCGACCAAGACCAUCAGGACCCGAUGUUACAAAGUAAACAUUCUGCUGGCUUUGAUCCUUUCUCAAUGGAGCAGAUUAAAAUGGUCAGCAAAUACUUAUCGAUAGGGAAAUUUGAGGUCAGAUUUAUCAUGAGACUCUAUUGGAAAUGUGCAGAGAAAAUGAGAUGUUUCCGGAAGCGUUCAACUGUUCCACUGUUAGCUUGCCUUGCAAUUUGUCUCCUUUGUCUCAAUCUGUUUCUGGAAGAGGACCGAUAUGUCAUGGAAGGAGAGCGGAGACUUUCUAGAGAAUUGACUUCUCAUCAACUUAACUCUGAAAAAUAUGUCCAUACUUUCAAAGAUUUAACUAACUUUUCAGGAGCAAUAAACGUCACCUAUCGUUAUCUUGCAGGAUUUCCUAUAGCUAGAAAAAAAUAUUUAACAGUAGGACUAUCAUCUGUGAAAAGGAAACGAGGUAACUACCUACUAGAAACAAUUAAAUCCAUCUUUGAUCAGUCCAGCUAUGAAGAGCUGAAUGAAAUUAUAGUUAUUGUGCACUUAGCAGACUUUGAUCUAUCGUGGUGUGAAAAUGUCAUCCAAGACAUCUCCAGAAAAUUUGCUCAUCACAUUCUAUCUGGCCGACUGAUGGUUAUUCAUACUCCAGAGGAGUACUACCCCAGUUUAGAUGGCCUCAAAAGGAACUAUAAUGAUCCCGAAGAUCGCGUAAGAUUUAGAUCUAAACAGAAUGCAGAUUAUGCUUUUCUACUUAACUUUUGUGCUAAUUUGUCAGACUACUACGUCAUGUUGGAAGAUGAUGUACACUGCUCUAAAAACUUCCUAUCAGCCAUUAAAAAAGUAAUUACCUCAAGAGAAGGCUCCUACUGGGUGACACUAGAGUUUUCUAAAUUAGGAUAUAUUGGAAAACUCUACCAUUCUUGUGACCUCCCUCGACUGGCACAAUUUUUACUAAUGUUUUAUCAGGAAAUGCCAUGUGAUUGGCUACUCAUCCAUUUCCAAGGAUUGCUUGCCCAGAAAGAUAUCAUACGGUUCAAGCCUUCUUUGUUUCAGCACAUGGGAUAUUAUUCUUCCUUCAGAGGGACUGAAAACAAACUUAAAGAUGAUGACUUUGAAGAAGAUUCCUUUGAUAUUCCUGACAAUCCACCUGCAACUCUUUGUACAAACAUGAACGUGUUCGAACACUACAAUCCCAGUAAAGCAUACAGCAGUGUUGAUGAAUACUUCUGGGGAAAAUCAGCUUCAGCUGGAGAUUAUUUCAUAAUUGUGCUCGACAAACCUGCUAAAAUUGAUAAACUGAAAAUCCAAACGGGCACAGACGACAGACAAAAUGACAUCUUGCAUCAUGGAAGACUGGAGGUUGGCCAAAAUUUGCUGAUGGUGAAAAAGGAAAAGCAAUGUUCUAGCUACACCACGCUAGGGGAAUUUAAACAUGGAAAUAUUGAGAUAAAGGAUAUUGGCCACAAGGUUAACUUUGACAUUCACUGUAUUCGAAUACUGGUAACAGAAAACCAGAAAGAAUGGCUGAUUAUUAGGAGUAUCAGCAUUUGGAUCAGUCAGACAUCCAUAUAGAAGACUAUCUCAUGGAAAGAGAUGAAAAAGCUUUUGCAAAUCAGAGUACAAAAUCAAGGCAGCUGCUCAAAAGUUAUCAUUUUGUGUAUACCAGAGUACAAGAGGUUUGCAUUUGAAAUAUGUUAUUCCCUUCUCCCCCCAACAAAAAUUUUAGGAAGUUUAGUAAUGAGGGAACCAGCAGAAUUCUUCAUCAACUCAAGUAUAACUGUUUGCAUUUUACCUGGCAUAAUCAUGAAACUAAACUGUGUGAUGAUAAUCUAAUUGUUUAAACAGCUUAUCUAGAGUUUCUAACUCUGCUUUUUAAUAGCUGGCGUAAGUAAGACACGAAUUAGCCAAUGCCUAAGCAGCAGAGAUAGGGAUUCUGGCCAGAUUAUUAAACGUUCAGAUAUCACUAUUCUACACAGUAAUCUCAUAAAUUUACAUGUUUCUUCUGCCAUUUCUCCUGCUAUUUUAAUUUUCCCAAAAGUGGGAAUAACACCAGUUCAAUUGUGAGGAACAGUCUGGUUUCUACAGCAUUAUAUUUGCUUGUCUUCAGAUUUGUUUGUGCUUUAACUCUAUGUCAAUCAUGUGCAGAUGAGGUACCGGACCUUUACAUUCUUCUCUGUCACUGCCCUGGAACUGAAAUGAUUUUGGCAAAAUAUUAAUUCUGUGGGUCAAUUUCUUAACUAACUUCUAAGUUCAAGUUCAACCAUAACCAUCACUGUAGAAAGUUUUAGAAGGUUUCCUUAUGACAGAAAUAUUGAUUUUGUUAGAAAUUUCACCAUUCAAUAAAUACUGUACAUUACUCCAAAACACAAAUUUAAUCCGACUUCCUAUUCAAUGAAAUAAAACUAAAAUUCAGUGGUUACAUUCAAAACCAAUGCAAUUCUAAAUCAUAGUGCAAAAGACUUUUUUAAAGGGAAUAUGAUUGCAAAAAAUUUAGAGAAGCUAUUUUUAUUUUUGUAAACCAUUAGUGUACUGUAAGUCAAUUGUAUUAUUUCAAUUUCUUGCUUUUUUAAAUGAAGAUCUAUCAGAUUAUUCACAGAUUGCCACUAUAGGGACUUAACAAAAACAUUUCUUUCUGUUUGCAAUUUUUCAAUAGGCGUUCUUCAUAAUGGAUUCAACCAGUUUUAGAGUGUGACAUAUGUAAAUGGACCUAUUUGCUAGUAUAUUAAUGACCUGACUCUGAUUUUCCAUAUCUGACACUUAGAUGACACCCUAUCAUCGCAAUUAGGAUUUGGGGUAGCACAAUACAUACUUUGCAUAUCUUUAAAUCUGGGUUAGCUGCUCUCUCAAGGUACUAGUGUUACAGUGAAAGUCAUUACAAAUCAAUUCAGUAAUAAUCUGCACGUGAAAAGACGCAAAUAUUGUUUCAGUGUAAUAGGAAUUAGGUGAAGGUUUGUGAAUGCCUUUCUGAAGAUAGGCUGAGUACUUUAAACAUUAAUUAAUGGAACAUGCUAUUAAGCUUAGUAAAUGACAAAAAAUAAAAAUUCCUCAGUAUUGUUGAACAUGUAGAGAAGUUAAUUCCAACAAAAAUUAACCUAUGCCCAAAGGCCACUUUAUUAGGUACAUCUGUCACCUGCUCAUUAAUGCAAAUAUCUAAUCAACCAAUCAUGCGUCAGCAACUCAAUGCAUUAAAAACAUGCAGAAGUGGUCAAGAGGUUUAUUUGUUCUUCUGAUCAAACAUCAGAAUGGGGAAGGAAUGUGAUCUAAGUAACUUUGACCAUGAAAUGAUUGUUGGUGCCAGAUGGCAUGGAUUGAGUAUCUCAAAAACUGCUGAUAUCCUGGGAUUUUCACACACAGCAAUCUCUAGAGUUUACAAAGAAUGGUGCAAGAAACAAAAAAAUCAUCAGUGAGGCGCAUUUCUGUGGGUCAAAACUCUCUGUGAAUGAGAGAGGUCAGAGGAGAAUGGCCAGACCGGUUUAAGCUAACAGGAGGGCAAUGGUAACUCAAAUAACCACAUGUUAGAACAGUGGUGUGCAGAAAAGUAUCUCUGAAUGCAUAACAUGUUGAACCUUAAAGUGGAAGGUUUCCAGCAGCAGAAAACCACACUGCGUUCCACUCUUGUACGCAACAAAGAGGCCACUAAGAGUAGAUAAUAUUUGUUAACACAGAGACAAAUGUCAAAAAUUCUAUACCACCAAACAUGUAGGAUUAACUCCUAAAUUUACAAUAGUGUAAACCUAUAUUAAUCAGUGUAAAGAGCAUUUGCAUGAGCUGAUACCACAAAGACAGUAUUGAUUUGUUUCCUCAAUUUCCUCCCCCUCCCCACCUUUGCACUGUCACUUGACAGAUUAAGCUUGUAUGUCACCAGUCAAUAUGGUUACUGAAUGACACUGAAGACCAAGGCUGUCAGACGUUUUCCUUCCUGAAAGAGAAGAUUCAGAGAGAGAAGGAAGACAGACCUUCCCUUACACCAGUGGUCCCCAACCUCUGGGCUGUGGACUGAUACAUUGCUGCGAAGAAUGCAGUACUGCAGCGGUAGUUGGAAUCCUCUGAUCUGGGCCGACAUUUACGUGCCGGGCGGCACUUAAUUAAUUAGC